This is a messenger RNA of Erigeron canadensis, 1394 nucleotides long. Its product is annotated as replication factor C subunit 2. Gene Ontology annotation, cellular component: DNA replication factor C complex; nucleus. The transcript is spliced from 7 exons. Gene Ontology annotation, biological process: DNA-templated DNA replication; DNA repair. The record is from RefSeq and is a predicted model, not a curated record. NCBI's taxonomy places the organism in Eukaryota, Viridiplantae, Streptophyta, Magnoliopsida, Asterales, Asteraceae. Gene Ontology annotation, molecular function: ATP hydrolysis activity; DNA clamp loader activity; DNA binding. Bases 77 to 1078 code for a protein of 333 amino acids.
CUCCAUUUCCAAUUUUCCCUCCAAAUUGAAAGAGGACUAGUGCAUAUCUAGGGUUUCUUAUUUCCCCAAACAAACUAUGGCAGCUUCAUCAUCUUCAUUAUCAAGCCAUGGAUUCGAGAUCCCGUGGGUGGAGAAAUUCCGGCCGACGAAAGUGGCAGAGAUAGUCGGAAACGAAGAUGCUGUUUCCAGGCUUCAAGUCAUCGCACACGAUGGUAACAUGCCCAAUCUGAUUUUAGCUGGUCCACCUGGAACCGGUAAGACCACUAGCAUAUUAGCUCUUGCACAUGAACUACUCGGACCAAAUUACAAGGAGGCUGUUUUAGAGCUGAAUGCAUCAGAUGAUAGAGGCAUUGAUGUUGUCAGAAAUAAAAUUAAGAUGUUUGCGCAGAAGAAAGUUACAUUACCGCCUGGAAGGCACAAAGUAAUUAUUUUGGACGAAGCUGACAGCAUGACAUCUGGAGCACAACAAGCAUUGAGGAGGACAAUGGAAAUAUAUUCAAACUCUACCCGGUUUGCUCUCGCAUGCAACACAUCUGCAAAAAUAAUUGAACCUAUCCAGAGUAGAUGUGCACUUGUUCGAUUUUCAAGGUUGUCUGAUCAGGAGAUUCUUGGACGUCUUAUGGUGGUUGUCGAUGCAGAAAAGGUUCCAUAUGUUCCAGAGGGACUUGAAGCAAUUAUAUUUACUGCUGAUGGUGAUAUGCGACAAGCUUUGAAUAAUUUGCAAGCUACUUUUGCUGGAUUUCGAUUUGUUAACCAAGAAAAUGUUUUCAAGGUAUGUGACCAGCCUCAUCCCUUGCAUGUGAAAAAUAUGGUUCGUCAUGUUGUUGAGGGAAAAUUCGAUGAUGCAUGUUCUGGUCUAAAGCAACUCUAUGAUCUGGGCUAUUCCCCCACUGAUAUCAUCACAACCCUUUUCCGUAUCAUAAAGAACUAUGACAUGGCAGAAUAUUUGAAAUUGGAGUUCAUGAAGGAAACUGGAUUUGCCCAUAUGAGAAUCUGUGAUGGAGUUGGUUCAUAUCUUCAACUAUGUGGUCUGCUUUCUAAGCUCUCUCUUGCUUGUAUCACAGCUAAAGCAGCAUAAAGCAUGAACAUUAGUAUAAGUCCUUUGUAGAAAAAAUAUUUAUGCUUUUGAAGUUUGAGGCUACCGUAUCUUUUCAGACUUGUGCCAGAUAUCUUAAGUUUCUGUUUUGUUUAUGUUUUGUAGACAUGGGUGACUGACUUGGCUAAAUUAGUUCACGAGUCUUAUAGACUGUCGAAUGCCCGUUUCACCCAACUUGUUGGUAACUUGGUAUGUCUUUACGACCAGUUUAAUUUGCUUGCUAAGCUCUGACUCUUAUUUUUGUAUGACCAAGCAAGUUAGCAAGAAAGCUAAAAUAAAGGUUUGAAUUGGUAAUGCA